This is a messenger RNA of Phaedon cochleariae (mustard beetle), 783 nucleotides long. Lineage: Eukaryota; Metazoa; Arthropoda; Insecta; Coleoptera; Chrysomelidae. The record is from the annotation of a GenBank genome assembly.
AUGUCGGAGAAAUAUAUAACAAAGAGAAAUAAUGAUUGGUAUACUUUAUUUUGUGAUGGGCCCGAUCAUGAUGCCGUCUACGGUGUUCGAAGAGGCGGUGAAUUCGGUGAAUUGAUAAUUGGUAAAGAACUGAUUGAAUUUGAGAAUGGGGAUAUAUCAAUAAGAAACAGGCGUUUCAAACAAACUACGGGACUCAUCAGCCUUUUAUUCAAGAGGGAGCCGACCAAAUAUAGCACUGAGGAUAUGAGCAGCUAUAAAAUGAUAUUGCUUCUGAGUAAUGCUCACAAGCAACUGUAUGAAGAAAACGGCAAAAUAAAUUCAAACAGGAGUUUGAAGUGGCACAAGUGGCAGAUUUCAGGUUUCUGGGGUGGCAGGUAUCAGGAGUGGCAGGUAGCAGGAGUGGCAGGUGGCAGGGGUGGUAGGAGUGGCAGGUGUCAGGAGUGGCAGGUGAGUGGCAGGUGUCAGGAGUGGCAGGUGAGUGGCAGGUGUCAGGAGUGGCAGGUGGCAGGAGUGGCAGAUGGCAGGAGUGGCAGGUUGAAGAAGUGGCAGGUUGCAGGAGUGGCAGGUGGCAGGAGUGACAGACUUCAGGAGUGGCAGGUAGCAGGUAGUAGAUGUUCUCCACAUUGUUCAUGGAGAGGGAAGGGAGGGAGGGAGGGAGAGAGAGAAAAAGAGGGUGAUGAAUAUAUUUGGAAAACCGUAAAAUACACGUGCGAGAAGAAAAAUGCUGAUUCUGGUGCUGAUGAAUUGAACGUACCUAGCAGAGAAGCAAUGCCAGCUGCCUGA